GAGACACUGGCAUGUGCCCCCUCCCAUCACUGUGUUACAUGGUGACACACCCCCAUGGCGCUGGCACACCCGUGCACUCACCACGGGGACCCUGUGAGACACACGUGCGCUCACUGUUGUGACACAAGGGAGAGACACGGCCAUGACACACACUCCCCAUUAUUACACUGUGAGGCAGUGUCAUUACAUCAGCAGCUGUGAAUGCGCGACAUCCUCAGACAUGCCCCCCGGCGCAGCCUGGCUGGAGCCUUUGCCACUCUGGACAGGAUGGCAGGGGGUGGCCGGUCGCUCCCCCGCGCAGACCCGCCGGCUGGGGAGACACUCGCGCUUAGCAUGAGCCAGAACGUCCAGGUGAUCCCUGCGGUGUCUCCGCUGAGGAAGAAGCGGCUGGACUUCGAGGACCCCCCUGACUCGGAGGCCCCGAAGCCCAAGCGCCCCCGGUUGAGUCCGGUGUCAGGGCUCACGCCAUGCCUGCAGCCCCUCGCCCGGACCCCGUGUGCUGCGGACCAGGACUCCACAGUCCUGCAGAUUGGCCCGUACAUCCUUCUGGAGCCCCAGGACGGGGUCCGCUCCUACAGGGCGGUGCACAGGCCCACGGAGACGGAGUACAGCUGCAAGGUGUAUCCAGCAAGGAGUUACCCAGAGCUGACAGCCCCGUACGGGCGCCUCCCGCCUCACUCUCCUCUUUUCCAAGCUGAAAAGUCCCCAUCAAGUCCUUGCCUAGCUCCCAGAGAUCUGCUCGUGCAGCCAGGAAGGGAUGCGAUUGGGUUCUUCCUGAGCUGCCGGCUACCAGGGCUUGGCUCAGACGCCUCCUCCCAGGGCGCCUCACUCCAGUCCCCAUUUCGGUCACUUACCAAGUUAGUUUCCUGCCUCCUUUUACGGGGCGGUGGCUUUGUCUCGUGGCCAGAGCUGCUGUGUGGGAGCCAAGAGUUUCUGAGCUGCCUCCCUCUCCCGGCUGGGCCGCAGCAGCCCUCGGCAUGCGACUACCUGGCGCUUUCCCUCUCUCUCUGCAGGACCACGCUGGUGCUGGAGAACCUGGAGGACUCCUGGCUCCUGAGCGGCCCCGAUGACUCUCUGUCGGACAAGCACGGCUGCCCGGCCUAUGUGGGCCCAGAGAUCCUGAGCGCCAAGAACUCUUACUCGGGGAAGGCGGCAGCUGUGUGGAGCCUGGGCGUGGUGCUGUACACGAUGCUGGUGGGGCGCUACCCCUUCCUGGACACUGAGCCAGCCACGCUCUUCAGCAAGAUCCGCCGGGGGUUCUUCUCCAUCCCGGAGGGCCUCUCGCCCCAGGCCAGGUGCCUGAUCCGGUGCCUUCUGCGCAAGAACCCGUCCGAGAGGCUGACGGCCCGUGGCGCCGCCUCCGAGGACUCGUGCACAAACGCUUCGGGGGAGCGGGGGCUGGAGCAAGUUGUGCCAGACACCUGGAGCCAGAGGGACGAGGAGGAGGAGGACGACGACCCGCACGGCUAG
Messenger RNA from Pelodiscus sinensis (Chinese soft-shelled turtle), 1470 nucleotides. The record is from RefSeq and is a predicted model, not a curated record. NCBI's taxonomy places the organism in Eukaryota, Metazoa, Chordata, Testudines, Trionychidae.